Fusarium odoratissimum NRRL 54006 is the source of this 2955-nucleotide messenger RNA. RefSeq lists its product as uncharacterized. The transcript is spliced from 5 exons. Lineage: Eukaryota; Fungi; Ascomycota; Sordariomycetes; Hypocreales; Nectriaceae. Gene Ontology annotation, cellular component: RNA polymerase I complex. Gene Ontology annotation, biological process: nucleolar large rRNA transcription by RNA polymerase I; RNA polymerase I preinitiation complex assembly; transcription elongation by RNA polymerase I. Bases 1295 to 2614 code for a protein of 439 amino acids. Gene Ontology annotation, molecular function: DNA binding. The record is from RefSeq and is a predicted model, not a curated record.
GUUUUGGUGGGGGGUCUUCCAGGUACCAUGAGAAGGAACGAUGGGGUUCGGUCACGUGUUGUGAUUGGGGCUGCAUACACAAAAUCGUAAUUCUGCCCCCGAAGCUUCAGAAGUUUGUUCCUUAUCCCAACACGAUUCUCAUCCACGAAAGAGUAAGUUUACGCGACCUGACCCUGGCCUAUAGCUUGUAGCUUGCAGGCAUUGAGCUUGGGCUCAUGCCACCGCAUGCUACUUGUCUUGUUGACGGCAUUUCGCAUGCGCACCACAGCUGCUAACGUCUUCCAACAGCAUCGUCAAUCAAGAUGAGAGCCAAAUGGAGGAAGAAGCGGGUUCGCCGCCUCAAGCGCAAGAGAAGAAAGAUGAGGGCUCGAUCCAAAUAAACACCUCGCACCUCAACCUGACUUGACUCAUCUUCCAUGAUGUUACGACUUCACACGCACAACGAUACUCUGGCCGAAGCUGCGAACGCUACUCUGGCGCCUAUGGGAUGUCCCGCAACGUACUGAGCUGGGAUUUGACUUCGGGAACUACGUCACGGUGGUGGAACCCCGCACUUGAGCGGCUGUUGGGCACUCAAUGAACAUUAUGGGAAUGGGGAUUAUGACAAUUGGACGGUCGGGAACCAGGCGGUGUUAGGAUCAAAGACCAUCAGUCAUGCUCGCAAAAGACGAUGCAACGAGAACUUGAUUGGCAGUUCUAAGACAAAGAAAUACAGAGUAUUCCUCUGACAGUUUGUGUGCUUCGUGAUUGUGCCCUCGUGACACCAAUUAGCUCUAGCUGGACGUUGACCAAGCUCAGUCGCGCGCUAGCUGUCGGCCAAUUCUUGCAAGCCCUUCGGUCUCAGGCUAAUUGCUCUAUGUGUGAUGUCGUGUUACCAGUUCUUUCAAAUGCGAUUGAUUUCGCCGUUCCCGAAUAUUAAAAUUGCCGAUGUGUUGUGCGUGACGCUCUGUCGCAUUCAGCUCCGAGGUGGUUCGACGUCACUAAACCUACAGAGCAGCGCUACCAACCUUGGUGGAGCUACUCGGUGGGUUGCGGAGAUGGAAUGUUGAAGAUAUGGAAAUUUGGAGAUACUGGAGCUCAGCGAAAUGCAUCAACCAUCAAUUGAAUUGCAUACGACAGUAUAUAAAAUCGUCAUUCUGAAACUCUUCCAUACGGCUCUUAUAUAUUAGUUCCUCAACCCAAUUCUUCCACAUAUCUCGAUGCAACUGCGAGUCAAAAAAUUUCUAAGACCUUGUCUGUAUCAACAGUACCUCUACUCAAGAUUACAUACGAAAUCGAUAAUCGGCCAUCCAACAUGGGGAGUGAAAAGCGCAAGAGAAGCGGAGAUUCUACGAAGCCAAAGAAGAAGGUUGUUAUUGAUGCGCCUCCUUCAUCAGCGACCGUCUCUUCCGUCCUCAGACCCAAGUUCUGCCCUCCCGUGAUAGCAACGGCUGUUGGGUUCCAAGUACCAAAGAACAUUCCCUUUCACUCUUAUGCGCCCAAGAAUGGAGCCAAGUCAAAAGGCAAGCAGCCUGAAUCGGCUGCCGAAAAAGAUUUCCUGCUGCACUCGAAUGCGCAUCGAUCUAUGGACUACACGGUCAAAUCGGACGAGCCAAGAGGGAAAAAGCCAGCUUUAAAUCACUUCCUCGGAAUCUACGACCCCAAGACAGGAAAACUUGAGGUGGUCGAGGCAAAGAAGAUGACAAUGCGGGCUUCAGUACGAGCAAGGCAGGGCGCCGCUGCUACUUCUGGUCAGCGCGAUAAUAGCCAGACAAUGCUACAGCUCAAGACCGACCUCGGCCAGACAUUUGGUACCAAGAAGGCCAAGAAGGCCAUCCAAGAGAACGUCUUGAACGCUAUCGCACCGCAAAAGAAGGCUGGGGAAGAGCCUGCCAAGAUUGAUGCAGCAGCACGUGCUAUGCUCAACUCUGUCGGAGAAGUCACAUCGACCAUGUCAUCGAGAGAGGAGUUACAAGCGGUUGUGGAUGCCGCCAAGCCUGUGCCCAUUGCCAACAUGGAAGCGACCGAGAUCCAAGACGUUUACGAUCCUAAGAAGAUCAUCGGAGCCGACAUCCUCAAGCUGGUCCCCGUUCGAGAAUGGCAAGAGAAGGUACAACACAAGGAGAGCAUUCAGGUGCCGUCACGCUUUGUUGCCGCUCGGGUGAACCGCGUGGCAGGCAACGAGGAGGCGGUGGAUCGACUGCGUGUACUACGUUACUUCUUCUUCGUGCUGCUUUUCUACCUCCACAGCAAGCCUGGCAAGGCCCGUGGCACCCGAACUAUCGCACCUCGAGAGAAACUCAGGGAGUUCCUUGCUCCUGCACCCGAGGCUGUGGUUGAGAGCAUUCGCCGCAAGUUCUCCGACCGUGGCGAGAUGCGCAAGUUCCACGUUGAUCUGCUGAUAACACAUUGCUGUGUUUUCGCAAGCAUCAUCGACAACUUCGAGGUUGACACACAGAACCUACGUGACGAUCUAAAGAUCGACCAGAAGACCAUGAAUGCCUAUUUCCAGGAGAUUGGCGGUCGUGUGAAGCAUGUUACAAACAAGGAUACGAAACAACAGGUUAGCGUAGCCCGUCUAACGCUGCCAUUGAACUUCCCCAAGCAGAGGCAAUUUGCCCCAAAACGCCGAUAGGAAUGGCGUUCAAUGGAGGCGUCUGCCGAUGUGAAGAAGAAUGUUUAAGAGGAAGAGUGCGAGGAGGCAGUGUGAGCGGGUGGUUAUUGUGAUGAUUGAAAAGAAAUUGCAUGCUGAAUCUUUCGGCAAAGGAGUUUUGCGGAUGGACCGGUGAUGUCAAUGUACCUUGGGCUUCAGUAAUUCAGUGCCUACCAAGAUAACGUAGCUCGAAUGAAUUAUUCAUACACGUUAUAUACUUCUUUAAUCGAGACACUUGUGGUUGUUUCGUGAUUGGUCGUGGAUAUUUCAGCAUGCUCCUAGCUCACCUGAGUUGUAGACAGCAAAUAUAACGUAUUUAGAGC